This is a messenger RNA of Aphidius gifuensis, 844 nucleotides long. RefSeq names its product 39S ribosomal protein L16, mitochondrial (gene mRpL16). The record is from RefSeq and is a predicted model, not a curated record. Gene Ontology annotation, biological process: mitochondrial translation. Gene Ontology annotation, molecular function: rRNA binding; structural constituent of ribosome. The transcript is spliced from 5 exons. Gene Ontology annotation, cellular component: mitochondrial large ribosomal subunit; ribosome. NCBI's taxonomy places the organism in Eukaryota, Metazoa, Arthropoda, Insecta, Hymenoptera, Braconidae. The coding region runs from base 93 to 827 and encodes 244 amino acids.
UCGAUUUGAGGUUAUGUCAUUUGACAGACUGAAUUUCUAAGGGAAAAUUAAUUGUUGAAUUAUUAUUGUUUAUCAAUAUAUUGUUUGUCAAAAUGUUGCUGUGUAAGAUGAACAGUCUCCGGAAUUUAUUGUCAGUUGAAAAAAUGGCAGUAUCGUUUAAUCAAUUAGCUGGACUAAAAAGAUUUGAUCCACCACCAAAAUACCCAGAUAUUGAACUUCCUGAAAGAAGAAGGCUAACAGUUCUUCCAAAAGUUCCACAAUAUCCACCUUCUUUAAGGCCUCAUAAAAUGCAAAAAAAAUUACGUUUUAUGCGUGGUCCAGAGCCUCAUCAUACAACAUUUAUUCACAAACAAUUUGGCAUUGUUGCAACUGGAGGUGGAAGAUUAAAACAACAACAUUUUGAAAUGGUUCGUAUGUUUUUUUUACGACAUUUACCAUUUGAUAAAACUGUAUUUGCAAUUUGGCGAGUUGAUGCACCAUGGCAACCAGUUACUAAAAAAGGACAAGGACAAAGAAUGGGUGGUGGUAAAGGACCAAUUGAUCAUUAUGUUACACCAGUUAAAGCUGGAAGAGUUAUUGUUGAAGUUGGUGGUCAUGCUGAAUAUCAAGAAGUUAAAAAAAUACUUGAAAAUGUUGCUGCAAGAUUACCAUUUGAUGCUGUUGCAACAACUCAUGAACAAAUGAUGGAAGAUAGAAAGAAAGAACAAUGGCUAGAAGAAAAUAAUAAAAAUCCAUGGACAUUUAAAUAUAUUAUACAAAAUAAUUUAUGUGGUGUUAAUAAUUGGAUUUCACCGGUUGAUAAAUUAUACUUUGGUAAAUAUCGUUAAAAUUAUGUAAAUUAAAU